Molecule: messenger RNA, 996 nt
Organism: Chelonia mydas (Green sea turtle)
Lineage: Eukaryota; Metazoa; Chordata; Testudines; Cheloniidae
Exons: 2
Coding region: 159-986 (275 amino acids)
Source: RefSeq, a predicted model, not a curated record
AAUCGUGGAAACAUGGACUCCUUCACCACCCCCAUGAGAACUUCGGACUUUGUUUUAGCCCCAAGGGCCUUUGAAAAACCGCGGAGAAAGCGCUACAGCAGCGAGAGUUCCGAGGAGGAGGAGGGGAGACUGAGGGGAGCCCUUUGGCCCAGCCAUUGAUGGAACCCGAAACCCGGCUGCUUGUGAGGCACCGCGAGGAGCGUGAUGGCCUCUUGUUGUCCACCCCCCUAGAGGUGGAAGGCGAUCGCAGCUCGGGGGAGUCACUCCUGGACAAGAUGAACGGAAAAGACAAAGCUCAGCUCGACGAUGCCUUUCUAGAGGACCCGGAGACCCUGGACAGCGUUGCACCAAGCAGCAAAGAUGAACCGGCCCCACCUUGUUUUUGCUCAACGCCGAUACAAAAUGUUGACGAGGACUCCGAGGAUGACGGCUAUGAGGAGUUUAGGAGGAGGCUUGGCAUGGAACUGACUGAGCCAGUGCCACGUCGUGAGCGUAAAAAAGUCAUGCGGACUAUUGUACGCGUUGCUGUUUAUGCUGUUCUUAAUCACUGUCUCAGGGAAAAGCUUUUUGAAGAUUGUGAGGGCUGUGUCAUAGAUGCACCAGGCCAGUGGCACCAUGACUGUGUGACUUGGACUUCAGUGGAUAUAAACUGCAAGCUCCGGGGCUUGUGUGCUGAGCUGUGUUUGGAAAGCUUAUUAAACACUGUUAUUGCCAUAGGUUAUGUUAUGCAAUGUCUGUGCCUAACCCAAGAACAUUUAGCACAAAUGGUGACCUUGAUAAAUGCUGUGCAAUUCAGUGGAGACCCUGACCAUGUUUUAAAAAAAGUGACCAAACCGGAAGAUGCCUGCUUAGAGCGUUAUAUUGACCGUCUGGUCCGCACAAAAAGUUAUAGAACCCUGCUUAAGAAAAAGGCUAUUUGUAAGAAAUCUAAAAGGAUUAAGUUAGAAAAUGGUGAGGGGCCAAACAUGCGAUAUAAAACUUGGUAGCUGUAAAUUA